This is a messenger RNA of Symbiodinium natans, 846 nucleotides long. NCBI's taxonomy places the organism in Eukaryota, Dinophyceae, Suessiales, Symbiodiniaceae. The record is from the annotation of a GenBank genome assembly.
AUGCCCGACCAGGCCCGCUCGCGCUCGCCCCCAGCUGCAAAGCAUGGUGGCAAGCUGCGGAUCUCACCCUUGAAGGGGCGAUUUGGUGCAUUGAUUGAGACGCCGCUUACAGCGGACAGGAUCCUCUCAGAUGCUGGCAUUGGCUUGGAACUGCUCCGAGCAUGGCAGGGCUUUGGUGGUCUUCUAGUCCUCAGAGGCCUUCAGGACCUAAGCCCAACCCAGCUCGUGGACAUCAGCGCGCUGUUCGGAGAGGUCGAGAACGAGCUCGACGACAGCAAGAAGAGGUUCGCUGUACAGGGCGAAACGCGGGUCAUGCGCAUUGGCAACACUCGCGACCCGGAAACCAAGCUCGCCACAUCUCUGAAUGCCAAUGAUCCUCCUCUGCCUGAAGGAGGCUCUCCACAGUACCGCUUGGACGACCGCAGGCCCUUCUGGCACACGGAUUCCGUGUACAGGAAGGACCCACCGAUCGGUUCCCUUCUUUACUGCAAGCAGCAGCCUCCGGAGGGCGGGGCUACAUGCUUCGCGGACGCCGUCUCCUCCUACGAGGCCCUGGACGUCAAGCUGCAAGAGAAGCUGAAAGACCUAGAGUGCCUGUGCUCACAAGCGCAUCACGAUGCCAAGGUUCAUCGCACCUCGCCAGACUUCCCGACACUGACCCCUGAGGAGCGUGCGGCAAGUCCUGCUCAAAGAGUGCCGCGCGGCCCCUACCCAGAGGGCGUGGCGUUCCAACGCGGAGUGGUCAGUAGAUUGUACUGGUUCAAUGAACUCCGAGGGGGUGAGAAGAGGGGUGAUGUCGUGCCUACCUCCCACUGGAUCAGGUAUUUGUUUUCCUUCUUCUGCUAA